Messenger RNA from Dermatophagoides farinae (American house dust mite), 1890 nucleotides. RefSeq lists its product as uncharacterized. Gene Ontology annotation, molecular function: RNA polymerase II cis-regulatory region sequence-specific DNA binding; DNA-binding transcription factor activity, RNA polymerase II-specific. Lineage: Eukaryota; Metazoa; Arthropoda; Arachnida; Sarcoptiformes; Pyroglyphidae. Gene Ontology annotation, biological process: regulation of transcription by RNA polymerase II. The record is from RefSeq and is a predicted model, not a curated record. Gene Ontology annotation, cellular component: chromatin; PcG protein complex; transcription regulator complex.
UUUCAUUUCAUUCAUAAUAUUUCGACGAUCAUCAUAAUUUAUAAUUCAAAUUCAAAUUUAUAUAAUAAUGCUAAUGAAUGCUGUUCGUUAUGUAAUUGUAACACGAAUUAAUUGAUCAUUUAAUUUGAUCUCGACAAAGUUUCCAUUACGAUUCUUAAGUGAUCGUAAUUAUUAUCAUAUAUAUAGCCAAUAUUAAAGAACAAAAAAAAAUUAAAGCUGUAUACCAAAAUUUUCUCACCACAAUCAUUUCAGGCGGCUUCACAGAUCGCACACGAUCUGUUGACCGGAAAGAUUGAUAACAUCCACGUGGCUGCUGCGGCUCAGGCUGUUCAUUCACAUUAUCAACAUCAUCAUAAUAAUGACCAACAACAACAAACGCAUAUCAUUGAUCAGCCGAAUCAUCCGCAUCAUCAUCAUCACCAACAACAACAACAACAACAUUCAAAUGGGCCACCUUCCAUGUUGUUCACACAACAUCAACAAAAUUCCGAUCUCAAACGUGGACGUGGAAGACCGCGAAAAGAAAUGGAAACAUCCAAUAAAGAUACAUCGAAUAGUUCGACAUCAUCUUCAUCGUCAUCGUCAUCGAUCAAGUCAUCUUCCAAGACGAGAAAUAAUCGUAAUGGUUCAGCCAAAAAACUCUUUCCAUGCGAUUGGCCCGAAUGUGGUAUGUGGUUUUCGCAAUCAUCUAACCUAAACAAACAUUACUUAACUCAUACGAAUGAAAAGCCAUUUAAAUGUUUAUGGCCAAAUUGUAAUAAAAGUUUCAAACAAAGUUCCAAUCUGAACAAGCAUCGAUUUGUACAUACAGGUGAAAAGCCAUUCGCGUGUGAUUAUCCUCAAUGUACUAAACGCUUCUCUCAAUCAUCCAAUCUUAAAAAACAUAAAUUAGUCCAUAGUGGAGAAAAGCCAUACAAAUGCCAAUACCCAGGCUGUACGAAGAUGUUUGAUCAAUCAUCGAAUCUAAAUAAACAUUACCUGACACAUAUGGGACAAAAACCAUAUCAAUGUCAAGAUUGUGGUGAUAAAUUCUCACAAACAUCCAAUUUGGCCAAACAUAUGCGUAAACAUGGCCGUAAUGAUUGUAGUAGUCCGCCUUUAUCUCCCAUAAUUGCCGAUCAACCAAAUCGAUUGAUUAAUCAUCAAAUGCCAUUGUUUAUGACGACCGAUAAUAAGCGAAAUCCAAAUUCGAUUCAACCACAUUCACAACAGCAACAGUUGACAGCAAUCACUACCUCGAAUUGUUAUCAUACUAAUGGACAAAACAAUGGUAAUCAGUCACACCAUCAUCAUGUUCCUCAUCUAUUGCAUGAUCCAAAUGAUCAACAAUUGACGUCCACACAUACAUCAUCAGAUCAAUUGGCUGGUUCUAUUCGAAUACAUAAUGCAACAGCUAUGGCACUAUUCAGCAACCAUAAUCCCAAUAAUCAUUCUAAUCACUCCCGAUCAUCGACAGCAACAGCUACACCUGUAUUUGUUACAGAUACGAAUAAAUUUAUAUCUGCUCAUAAUUUUCUGACACCGACGUCACGACCAUUGGCCAUACCUCCAUAUAUUUCAUCGCCAUCACAGGCGGCUUCGGAUUCUAUUUCUACGACAGCAGUUCCAGUAACGACCAGGACCAAAUCCCAACCAAAUCGAAUAGUGGAUUCACCACAUUCAACUACAUCUCAUUCGUUUACACCGUCACCUAAUCCAUCCACCUCGUCUUCAUCAUCAUCACAACAACAUCAAUCAUCUCAACAGCAGCAAUCAUCUACAUCCACGUGUCAUUCUUCCGUGGCAGCCAUUUCUGCUAUUAUAAUUGAAAAUAAAACAUCUAGUAAAUCAACUUCUACUACGAAAACAUAGACAAAUUAAAAUUGAUUUGUGAAAAAAGACUAAUUUUUU